AUUCAGUUUUCGAGAUUGUUGUUCUUAACUUCAUCAUUUAUAAUUUAAUUGUAAUUCAUUAUUCAAUAUAUUAAGUUUAUACUUGAUUCGCAACUUGUAAUCUGGGAAACUAUUUUAAUUUUUAAUUGAUGAAAUAAAAAGCGACCAAAGGCCACUGUGAAAUGAUAUCAUUGUUCUGUUUAAAGUUUUUGUCUUAUUGUGAAGUGUAGUGUCUAUAUAUAUUCUACCUUUGUCUGGUUACUGUUUUUGUAAAUCUUGGUAAAAGAAUAAAAAUGGCUAUUUUCUUUAGUGUUGUUGCAAGAGGCACAGUAGUGCUGGCAAAAUAUGCCACAUGUGCUGGUAAUUUUACAGAAGUUACUGAACAAAUUUUGUCAAUAAUACCACCCCACGAUGACAAACUCACCUAUUCACAUGGAAAUUACCUGUUCCAUUACAUUGCGGAGAAUAAAUUGGUUUAUUUUUGUAUUACUGAUGAUAAAUUUCAAAGGUCUAGAGCUUUUCUCUUCUUAAACGAGAUCAAAAGAAGGUUCACUUCUGCAUUUGGGGACACAGCUCAGACUGCAAUUCCAUAUGCAAUGAAUAGUGAAUUUUCAAGAGUUUUGGCAACAGAGAUGAAGCACUACAGUGAAUCAAAAGACUUAGAAACCAUAUCUAGAGUUCAUGGAGAGCUUGAUGAAUUGAAGCAAAUCAUGGUUAAAAAUAUUGACAGCAUGGCAAUGAGAGGUGACAGAUUAGAGCUACUCAUUAACAAAGCUGACAAUUUGGCAACAAGUUCAGUGACCUACAGGACAUCGGCCAGAACUCUACAACGCUCACUGUUCUGGAAAAACAUAAAGAUGUAUGCAAUAGUGGCUAUUAUCUUCGGGUUUGCUAUUUACCUGAUAGGAGCGAUGGCCUGUGGGGGUCUAGCUUGGAGAUCUUGUACCGGCUAAUUUCGAUGUUAUUUGCUCAUCCAAAACAUUGGCAUCACACGCAGUUACAAGCAGACAUUGGAUACAAUACCUUAUUGUUUUGUUAAAAUAUAAUGUUAUCAUCUUAUAUAAUUUAUACGUCUAGAUAGAGUCUCUUGCUAGACACCUGAUAUAAACAGGCCAGGUUUAUUACUUUAGUGUGUGGCAUGCUAGGUCUUACACUCCUGAUUUGUGUGUCACUUUGUUUAGGUGUGCGCGCACUGCUCAAAAUAGAGGUUGACAGUCAAUUUUUUCGUCGUUUUCACAGCUGUCAUAGUCUAUCUAGACGUAUAAAUGAUCUGAGGUUUUAUUGUAAGAAGUUUUGGUUGAGACUUGAGAUAUGAGGUGAUUGUUAAUGAUACUGAUUUUUAGUGUUCCAAAUUUGGUUAAGACUUAAAAUUAUAUUAUUCUCACUAAAUUGUAUCGUAUUUUAUAACAUAUAUCAAUUAUUUUUCCAAAUUUUGUUUAAAUAGUAAUUGCAGAGUUCGUUAAAAUUUAAUUGAAUUAAUUGAUUUUUUUAAAUAAUACUUAUAAUAGUUUUAUUCCGGCUGAUAAAUCAUAGUAACAGGGGAUUUACAGAUCCUAACCAUACAGUAACGUUAAAUUAAGCAGUAGAAUCCUUUGAAGUAAUUCGGAACAGAAUUUUAAACUAUUGUGAAGAAUGAUGAACACAUCCGCGGUACUUUAACGGCCGUUCCCAAUAUUCAGUCUAUCUCUUACUUGAGAUAUAAAUCGUAACCAUCGUUGACUUUUCUGUCCCAAUAAACUUAUCGACGUUAACUCACCUUAUCCGUGCACGUUGUCUGUCAAUGGGACGACGUAUAGCUUACCAGCGAUAAUAGUUUGUGUCGCAAUUGCAAUUCACGCGUCCAAAUAUAAGGCGAUAAGAAUGACUUAUCGGGUAUAUUGGGACAGCUUCAGAUUAUUGACAGCUAAUUACUGACAGUAGAAGGUAGUAAUUUAUCUCUAUCUGUGGAUAGUAUAUUGGGAACGGCCGUUAGUGUCAGGCUAAUCCCAGAAAUGCUGUUGGAGACUAGAUUGAGAUGGUACGGGCAUGUCAUGAGGUGGCCAAUAGAUAAUAUGACCAAGAGAGUACUAGAUAUUAACACCGGACCAAGAGGACACGGAAAACCCCUAUUAACAUUUGACCUGUAAAUGCAGAGAAAUUAGCUAAAGGCUGAGAAAAAUGAUCAAAUGUAAUAGUAAUUUUGACACAUUGUUACAUAUUUCCAAACCACAAUCAUGUUGAAAUUGAGUUAAGAACACAAAACUGGUCACGUGAUUAAUAUUAACGGACUGCCCAAAAAUGGCAGCCCUCUUUAAAUGACAUUAUGACUUAGUAGCCCAACCCACAUGCAUGGAAUAUACUGAUAUUUAUUAAACUUUAAACACGAAUUCCUUAAAAUGUGAUGUCUGUGGCUUGGAACGUUUUUCAGGAACUACGUCCAAUUAUUACUAUUACACAAAUGAAAAUUGGUCACGAUUUUUCUGUCUGUCAGGUGGUCUAAACGAUAUUUAGCCUUUUUAACAAACAUUACACCAUUACAACAAUGUAGACCAUCAAAUUAAAUAGUUUAUUGGUUGAGGUAGCCAGCCCUGUGUAUAAAUUAUAAUAAGAAAAAAGGAUUUUAGAGUUGAACAAUGAGGUUUUAUGUUUAUCUUACACAAGUAGAACCGUAGAUUAAGGAUUGGUCUCGGCUGCGCUGCGACUAGUUACCGCACUACCUAAGAACAAUAGCUUUUUUAUUACGGCAACUAUUAGAUUCUUGUGUGCGUGGCAUCUUGACGCUCAAUGGCAUCUUUGUAGCAUACGCUUCGUGUGACUUUACAUUGGAAUUAAUAAAAUAUAAAAUACUUACUGAUGAUAUGUGAUCCCAGUGUCUUUAUUAUUUCUUGUAUUAUUUUAACCAAGUUUUACUACGCAACCCGGCAUUUUAGUUUCAAAUAUUAGCAAAGUUUAACAGAACAUUUGGCACGUCAACGUCACACAUUGUUUGAGACUGGCUCGAGUACGCCCACUUGGGCGUAGUAUCAGUUGCCGCACUUUGUGACUACGCCUGCGUUAUCUAGUUGCAGCGCAGCGGAGACUAAAUCCUUAAUCUAAGUUGAUAUUCAUAACAAAAACAGGUUUUAUUUGAUUAAUUAUUUAGUGUAGAUAUUUUAAGAGUGUUAAUUUGAUUAAGUUAAUAUUACAGAUACAUAUAUUGGAUAGUGUUACAUAUAUCUUAAUAUUUUGACAAUAUAUAAUGUUAUGAUAUUUGAAAGCAUUUAGAAUAAAACAUUUUAUAUACCACAUUAUAGUUGUUUAUUUGUGAUUAAGAUAUUCAUAUUAUUUUAGGCUUCAGCUAUUUCUAUGCUAUCAAUUUUAAUUUAUAAGUUACAUAUUUGUUGUUUUAAUUCGAGUAUUUUACUGAUUUUGAAUUUUUGAUUUGAGCACUUUCACACUCUAUUAAUUAUUAAAUACAACAAAAAUACAAAAAUGCAUAUCCAUACACGACUCGGAAACUAACCUCAGAUAAUUUAUACGUCUAGAUAGAGCAUGGCAUUGCAUGACAACAGGCCAGGUUUAUUACAUCAGUGUAUAUGACAAGUAACAAUCAAAUCUCUUUACCUUAAAGACAGAUUUGAGCUACUAGGGUCUCAGCAAGAGCUCCGCUGCUGCGAAACAAAUACUUAAUGUUCCUUUCCAUAAAUCUGAUAGCUAUCACUCUUCUUUCACCAUUAAUGCCAUCACUCUUUGGCAUCAACUACCGCUUAUUGUAUCCAUCAACAUAAUUCAGCAAUUCAGAAAUGUUAAUUAUUGUUUCGAUAUUUUAUUUACGUUUUCUUUUGCUUUCUUAUAUAUUUAUCUAUAUUUUAGUAUUGUAAGUAUAUAUUAUGUGUGUGUUUGUAUUUUUGACCCCUUUAAUGUACUGUCUUUCUUUUUUAUUGUAUUACAAAUGGUUGCCUGGAAGAGAUGACUGUAUGUAGUGAUAGGGCCGCCAUUUGCACCAUACGAUAUUUUAUGUAUGUGAGUAUUUAAGUAAUAUUUUGUUAAUGUGGUGUCAAAUAAGUGUAAUAACUAAAAUGACAGCUACGUCUUACACUAGAUACUAUACAGUUAAACACUAUAGAGGCUAACAGUUCGCCUCUAUUUUUUUUCCUGAAGUGUCAUAGCUGUCACAGUCUAUCUAGACGUAUAAAUUGUCGAAGGUUUGCACCUACCGGGAAAAGAACCCUUAAAGGUCAGGGCUAACUGGCAUUAUGUUCUCUUUUACAUCUUGUGGGUAUUUCGAAAUUUGUAUUGUAAGUACUUAGAUUUAUCCGUGAAUCCUAAGUAAAUAUACACUUAAUAAUAUUAUGUUAAUUAAUUAAUAAGUAAUAUUAUUUAAUAUCAUAUUCAACUCUUAAUAUAAUAUAUUAUAUUAUAUACAAUAGUUUUAAUAAACCAGUAUUCCAUCAUACUCAUGCAUUAGUCUGAUGUAGAAAUACUUUAGAUUUAUCAUAUUAUGUGUAUUAUAUAUUAUAGUAUUCUGAAUUAUAUAUAUUUAUAACCUACUUUUUAUAGUAUAGAAAAAGUGGAUGUUUAUAGAAUUCCGUUUAGUUUACUAAUUAUAUUAAUUAUUUUAUAUAGUAUCUGUUAUUACAACACGCACACAUAUCUGAAAACCCGGCUGCAACACAAUUUAAAACUUCUUUUUUUAAUAAAGCUAAAAUAAUACCACUAGUCGUGGAGGACAUAAAUUUACGGUCAUUGACCUAUUGCGUACACGUAUUUUUUUAUUUUUCUUGGUGCACGCAUGUGAUUGGCUCUCAAUAUUCCUUUAUAUUUAAUAUAGAAUUUUUAUUUCGGACAAUACAAUUUAAAUAAUAAAAUAAACUUAUAAAAUCCAUAAUCGAUAUGGCAACGUGAGAUGGACUUGUUUUGAGAACUUUAAAUUAUCCGUUUUGAAAUGUAUAUCUGAAAGGUUCUCCAAACUUGCCUUUAAGCCUGUACUAUUACUGUAUUGCUAAAAAAUGAAUUCCAGAUAUGUAGGUAUUAUUAUUAAAGACUAUUGUGAUAAAUCUCUAGACUAAGUAAUACUUGUGUACAUGUUAAUCGUCAAAUUAUGCAAUAAAAUUUUAGAUUAA
Molecule: messenger RNA, 5060 nt
Organism: Leptidea sinapis
Lineage: Eukaryota; Metazoa; Arthropoda; Insecta; Lepidoptera; Pieridae
Gene: Vamp7
Product: vesicle-associated membrane protein 7
Exons: 4
Coding region: 273-932 (219 amino acids)
Biological process (GO): vesicle fusion; exocytosis
Cellular component (GO): SNARE complex; membrane
Molecular function (GO): SNARE binding; SNAP receptor activity
Source: RefSeq, a predicted model, not a curated record